GCUAAUUGCCAACCUGAUGACUGGCGGCUGAGGAGUGGGGUGAUGAUGCCACUGGCAGAAGCAGGCGCCCUGGCCCAAGGAGGAGGCCCUUCAGCAACGGAGUGGGCCUGCAUUCUGCGGAGGUUGUUGAGGAAGGAGGGAGUAGAUGGAGGGCUCUUUUCACCAGAAGACCCCCAGGCACAAGCAGCCCACCUUACCGAUGGUCAGAGCAUCCAGAAGAAGUGGCGAGACUUCAGCUGUCCUCAAAGCAGGAAGACAGAGUAUUUCUGGCAGAAAGAACAGCACAAGCAAAGAUCUGGUAACCCUAGGUGCCUCCAGUUUGAGGGAGGAGAGAGGACACCCCCUCCACCCCGGACAUAGGAAAGCAGUCCACCUGCGCACCAGGGGCAGGACACGUGGCUGGGUGCAGACGCUGGCCCGGAUGUCGCGGAGGACUCGCGGGCCGGUAGAGCGCGCGGCGGCGGCGGCGGGAGGAGACGCAGGUCACGCCCCCUUCCCACCACCUCCCGCCGCCGACGGGGCGCGCGCGCCGAGGAGCCCGGGACAGGUGACUCCUAGAGGACUGCGUCUGCGCCUCCCCCGGCGGGAGUCCCUUCUUCGCGGCCUCUGCCGCCCCCUGCGUCCCCUCCUGGGCUUCCGAGAGUCUGACUCAGCCAAGCCGGCAUCGCUUCGCCUCCUACAACACACCCCGAGCGCGAGAAGAAAUUACAGGAUUGCAGGGGCACGGCUAAUGCGCUCUAAUUACCCACCGCCGCUGUCAUCCGCGGCGCUCCGCGGCGCUGGGCCAACGCGCCGUAAUUAAGACGCCGCUCCCCGGUCCCGGAACCCUCCCUUCGCCACCCCCACCCACCCACCUCGCGGUCCCCAGGACCACUGGCUGCCGACUCCUGCCGCCCUCUGGGACUGGCCCUCAGUCCCAGGAGAGCUAUGAGGCCUCACUGGGGGCAGAACUUGGGGAGACCGAAGCCGGCCCUUCCACUCCCCUAAACCUACAGUCCUGGAAGGUCUCUGCUGGAAGAGACUGGGAGAGUGGGGAGGGGCCAGGGACCUAUUUCGUUGACAGAAACACUGAGGUCUAUUGGAAAGUUAGCCUUCAGUGGGAGGAGUGGCAAAGGCACGCAGGGCAGCAGUACCCCCGUUUGGCACUUGAGGCACGGAGAAGGGAAGGGAAGUCCGCCCAGCCAGAACUCCCAGACCCGCUCGUUUAACAGUGGCUUUAUGAGCAGCACGACGGACUCCCUCCCCUGGCGGGGAAAUUACCUUCCUGCGAAGAAAGGUGACAUCCCCGCCACAGACAGGGAGGCCCCGCCUACUGGCCAGCUGUGGCCUGCUGGUCACAGGGGAGCUGGUGAGGAGUGAGGUGGCUCUGGCCUCCCAUGUCGGGUAGGGUGAGAGAGGCCCUGAAGAUAGAAGCCAGGCCCGAAGGCCAGAAUUAAAGGGGUAGCUUGGCCAUCAGCUCCUUCCCCCAAAACCAGGCUCAGAGCUCUCCUCUAUCAGCAAUUCUUUCCUGAGGUCCAGGGUGUUGCAAACUCAUGGCCUUGGGCCACGUUUUACCUUCAGUGAGGUUUUGUUUGGCUUGCAAUGAGUACAUGGGUUUUAGGUUGAAUGUGAGAGUCUGCAGACGAUGUGGGUUCUCCGACUGCCCUCCCAGUGAAGGUGGACCUCUGAUUUAGACCGGCCCGCUGGGCCCGUGCCUUCAUCCUUUUCCUCAGCGGCAGGAUCUUAGUCCCCAUGAUUGCUGCCCCUUUGUGGUCUGCACGUUUCUUGGUAAGGGUGCCCAGUCAAGUGUCUCUGGGAGCCCCCUCUUCUCUGUCAUCGUCAGGCUCCCCACUUGCAGUGGCCGUGGUGGCUGCACAUGCUCCCGGAUACCCCUCCAGCACUCCCUUUUGUCAUCUUGAGUUUCAGUCCGUGACUUGGGUGACACCCUAUCUUCUCCAUCAGGGAUGGCAGCUAUUUUUCUGCCAUGAGACUAGAGGUUGCUUGAGAACAGGAAAUUGGAUCUCUCCCUUCAGGCUGGGAUUUCACUAAGGGCUGGAGAAGUGGGGAAUAUGGGAGGUUUAUCUCCUAUCACUGGGAGCGCUCUGAGGGCAAGGCUGUGUCUCCAAUUCAGACUGAUGGUUCCCUGAGGAUGGGGCUGUUUCUACCCUCCGACUGGGGCUCCCUGAGGGCAGGGCUGUGUCUCCGAUUCAGACUGAUGGUUCCCUGAGGAUGGGGCUGUUUCUACCCUCCGACUGGGGCUCCCUGAGGGCAGGGCUGUGUCUCCGAUUCAGACUGAUGGUUCCCUGAGGAUGGGGCUGUUUCUCCCCUCCGACUGGGGCUCCCUGAGGACAGGGCUGUGUCUCCCCUCAGCCUGGGGCUCCCUGAGUCAGGGCUGUGUCUCCCCUCAGACUGGGGCUCCCUGAGGACGGGGCUGUGUCUGCCUCAGACUGGGAAUCCCUGAGGAUGGGGCCGUGUCUCCCUCAAAGUGGGGCUCCCUCAGGACAGCGUUGUGUCUCCCCUCAGACUGUGGCUCCCUGAGGACGGGGCUGUGUCUCCCUCAGACUGGGGCUCCCUGAAGAAAGGGCUGCUUCUCCCUCAGACUGGAGCUCCCUGAAGAUGGGGCUGUGUCCCCCUCAGACUGGGGCUCCCUGAGGACGAGGCUGCAUCUCCCCUCAGACUGGAGCUCCCUGAGGGCAAGGCUGUCUCCCCCCUUCAGAUUGGGGCCUCCCCCAGAGGACAGGGACUGUGUCUCCCCUGGGACUAGGUUCUUUGUGUCUUCUGCAUCAGACAGAUUCCCAUGAGGACAGGGCUGUCUCCCCCUCCAACUGGAGCUCCCCGAAGGCAAUAGCCUCUCCCCUCAAAUGGGACAUUUGCACCCCACCCCACCCUCUGGCUCCCAUGGCGCCCAGGCAUUCCUCCCAGGACACCAUUUGUCACGCUUUGAUGAAUGAAACUUACUAAGAAUAACUCAGUCCUUGUAGACUCUAAAGGACAGGGGGAGGGAGAGGGAGGAGGCUGGUGAUUGUGGGGGUGCUGGGGGAGGAAGGACACAAUCCAUUUAUUCAAUAGCAUUUCCUGAGUCCCCAGCUGGGCACUGGGGGAGACACAGUGAGUGCCACAGAGCCCCCUACUGUGCCAUUUCUGCCACUGACUGCCAGGGGUGUCCACAGGACCCCUGAGACAGAAAGUUCAGGUCCCUGCUUCAGAGCCUCCCCACCCCAGCAGUCAUUACCUCAGGGCCAGCCAGCCCCCUCCAUGCCAGUCAUGAGCUCCCUCUGCCCCUCCCUUCAGUGGAGGGGAGACUUUGAAAUCAGGUGCUUGGGGUGGGGGCGCUGCUCCCAGUGGGGGUGUGAGGAACCUGGAGGAUGAAUCCCUGUCCCCCGCCCUCCCCCUACUCUAUUCUUCCUUACCCUGCCCCUUUCCACUCCAAAACCUCAAGCCUCUGGUUCACAUUUGAGUGACCUUUCCAAAGCAACUGUUCUCAGGGGGUCCUUGGGAGCCGGGAGGCUGUGACCUUAACCCACUUCUUUGGACAGUGCCUUCCUGGCACUCCGCCCCCACCUGCCACCUCCUGAGAGGAACAUUUCGGCUGGUCUUGGCAAAAACAUCAGUCUAUGAUCCAGGCAGCCUGGUACAGUACCAGCUCUGCCACUGACACCACUGUGACCUUGGGAAGCCAUUUACACAUAUGGGUCUCAGUUUCUCCAUAUGUAAAAUGACUUUUGUUUAGUUUUCCUGAUUUUCAAACCUUUUUUUCAAACAGUGAAUCCUCUUGUUUAAAUUGUAAA
Molecule: messenger RNA, 3767 nt
Organism: Pan troglodytes (chimpanzee)
Lineage: Eukaryota; Metazoa; Chordata; Mammalia; Primates; Hominidae
Product: long intergenic non-protein coding RNA 3040
Exons: 4
Coding region: 146-802 (218 amino acids)
Source: RefSeq, a predicted model, not a curated record